UCAACCAAAAUUCACACUGAACCGACCGAAACCCCUUUCCCCCCCCCCCAAUAAAAUCAAACCCCGCGACCCGUGAUGGAGGAGAAACGGCGGGACGCGGGUAACUCACCGGCGGGGCCGAGCUCAGCGGAGCCGGAGUCGGCAUCAACUCGCCGUCGAGGUGGAGCGCUGAAGAGAAAAGCCAAUUCGCUUUCCGGGUCGAGCUCUUCAUCAACGCCGUCGAAACGGGUUACUCGAGAGAAGUCAAGCUUGAUCUCCUACCCUCCGGUCAACCAUUACGGUCCUUUAACCAGGGCUCGCCAAGGGGCGCCUAGUGGAAACGUUGUCUUGGGUUUGAGCUUGGGAUCGGAUGGCGCGAAGCUUGGGGAGGCAAGAGCGGUGAAACAAAGUGUGAAGGCGGAAGAUUUGGAGGAAUUGAAUAAGGCAAGUGAAGAGUGGGAGGCUUUGGAAGCUAAGAUUGAGGCUGAUUUUGAGGCUAUUAUAUCUCGUGACAUUAAUGCGCAUGCUGUUCCUAAUCAUUGCGGAUGGUUUUCAUGGACAAAAAUUCACCAUCUAGAGGAGAGUAUCUUGCCUUCUUUCUUUAAUGGGAAAUCCCCAGAUCGAACCCCUGAUUUAUACAUGGAGAUUCGUAAUUGGAUUAUAAAGAAAUUUCAUGCAAAUCCAAGUGUGCAGAUUGAGUUGAAAAAUCUGGAAGAUCUUGACAUUGGUGACUUGGAUGCAAGGCAGGAAGUAUUGGAGUUCCUGGACUACUGGGGUUUGAUUAACUUUCAUCUAUUCCCUCCAGCUGGUUCGGCUGUACCCAAAGCCAAUGGGGAUGGGAUGUCCAAUAAGGAUUCUUUGCUUGAAAAAUUGUUCCACUUUGAGGAAAUUGAAUCACACCCACACGUUGUUACAAGGUCUAACCUUUCAACUUCCUCUUUACUGUCUGGGUUUCUUCCAGAAUCUGCGCUUGCUGAGGACUUGAUGACACCUGAGGGGCCAUCGGUUGAGUACCAUUGCAACUCUUGUUCAGCUGAUUGCUCUCGGAAGCGCUAUCAUUGCCAGAAGCAGGCUGAUUUUGACUUAUGUACUGAUUGCUUUAACAACCGGGAGUUUGACUCUGGCAUGUCUUCUUCGGAUUUCAUUCUCAUGGAACCUGGUGAGGCCUCUGGUCUUAGUGGUGGCAAGUGGACAGAUCAGGAAACCCUCCUCCUUCUUGAGGCACUUGAACUUUAUAAAGAAAACUGGAAUGAGAUUGCGGAGCAUGUUGCUACGAAAACUAAAGCACAAUGCAUACUGCACUUUGUUCAAAUGCCAAUUGAGGAUGUAUUCUUUAAUAGCGAUGAUAACAGAGACACCAAUUCAAAAGAAACUGCUGGACCAUCUGCCGAUAUUGAUGAAACAUCUUUCUCUAAAGAUGUCUUGGAAACAACAGAGGGUAAGACUGCUCCUCAAGAGGAUCAGGCCCAGACUACACCAAUGGAAACUUCAAAACCUGAAGAUGGAAAAGAAGUGAGAGCUAGCGAGGAAACAUCUAAACCUGAAAAUUUAACUGAUGUAAGUGGUGGUCAAGAAACAUCAAAGCCAGAGGAAACGGAUGUGGCAAAAGACAGAAAAGACACAACUGAAAAUUGUGCACUUGUGGCACUAAGGGAGGCAUUUGAAGCUAUUGGUUAUAAUUUAACAUCUGAAAGCAUACUCUCAUUUGCUGAUGUAGGAAAUCCUGUCAUGGCAUUGGCAGGGUUCUUUGCGCGUCUGGUCGGACCCAACAUUGCUGUUGCUUCAGCCCAGAGUUCACUGAAAUCAUUAUCUGGUAGUUGUCCUAGCAUUCAACUGGCUGCAAGGAACUGCUUUGUUUUGGAAGAUCCACCAAAUGACCCGAAGGAACCAACAUGUUCUGAGAGUGUUGUCAAUGAUACGGGUAAUCGGGAUGCUCAUAAUGUGAAAAACUCGGAAGACAAAAGCCUUGAGGGGGAGCAGAAAAGUUCAUUGAGCAACCAUUGGGACCAAAACACUGAAGUUUCUCUUCCUGAAGAGAAGGUGACAUCGCCUUCACCCAAUGACUUAACCAUGGAUAAAAAAGAGUCCAGCAAUAUUGCAACUAAUGAGGAAGAUAAAAAGGCUAAUUUGAAUGAAUCCAGCAUUAUUAAUCAAUCAAAGGAUCAUCAACCAAGUGUAAUGAAGGUAUCAAAUAACUUAACAACGAAAGAGCCUUCUCAGCCUCCAAAAGCAGUGAAGGAAGUAGAUAUGUCUGAUUCGGUUCCAGUGAAAAAGAACGAGUGUUGUGAUGCAGCUGCAUCGAAGUCUGCGGGAGAGUCUAAACCAGCAAAUGCAUCAGAAAAUCUAGAGACUGCUUCCUCUUCUUUAUCCGAAGCGAAGAAUGAGCAAAAACUUUUUAAACCAAGUCCUGGUAGAAAAUCUACUGAGCCUGAUGAGGCAUCAAAUGAUGUUGAAAUGGCAUCUGUUCCACAACCUUCAGAAAAGAGUGAGCCUCACCAACCAGUCGCAUUAAAUUCUGGAAAUGAAAAUGGAGUAGCCAAAGACAAGAAUAAAGAAGGUAAAAACCAGAAUGGUGACUCUACGGACAGAGAAGAUAAUAGUAGCAUCGAUAAAGUAAAGAAUGUUGCAGUUACGGCACUCUCAGCAGCAGCAGUGAAGGCGAAACUUCUAGCAGAUCAGGAAGAGGACCAAAUCCGACAACUUGCUGCUUCAUUAAUAGAAAAACAGUUAUUUAAGAUGGAAGCCAAAUUAGCAUUCUUCAAUGAUAUGGAAGGAGUUGUGAUGAAGGUGAAGGAGCAAUUGGACAGGUCGAGGCAGAGGCUUUUCCAUGAGCGGUCACAGAUAAUUGCCGCUCGACUGGGCUUGCCAGCUUCCUCCUCUAGAGCAAUGCCACCACCAAAUGCUACAAGUAGAGUUGCUGCAAACUUUUCAAAUUCAGUUGCAAGGCCUCCUAUGAGCAUGAAAGCCCCAAGACCGCCAAUGUCGAGACCCAUGACUCCUACGCCUUCCAACCAAUAUGUAUCUCCAGCAGUUACAGGUGGUUCAGUUCGACCUUCUAGCUAGGACAGUGUUUCCUCUGUCGGAGCCAAGUAGUCUCUAUUCAUAUUACUUGUGAAUAGAAUUUUUUCUAUCCAUUCUUAAUACGAUGGUCAUCUCUCACGAGAUAUAUCAGGUGAGUACUCUUUAUAGUUGCAGUUCACAUUAGCAUUAGCGCUGCUAGUCAUUUUGGGUGCUUUUAAGAGCUUGGGAAUCAACUCGAACCGAACUCGUAGCAAAUUCAUUUGUGACACCUUUUGCUAAUUCUAGCCACGCCGUUGUUUCAUCUCGAGUAAUCUAGAUACUGCUGUCUAAAUUAUGUGAUAGACUGACAUCUCAUGAUCAUAGGAAGGAGCAGAUGGGUAUUGUUCUCCCUUCAAUCCUAUUCUAGUCGAAAACAGUUGGGCCUAUGUCUAACAUGGAAUUAUUCCUUCUUGUAGUUGAUACUGUGGGACCUGGAUGAUGAAUUUUAGGUGAUGCAAAUUAAACAUCCCUAACCUUACCAAAUUCUUAGGGCAUCUUAUGAUCAGAUAUAACCCUGUGUAUUCUAUUUUGUGGACAGACAGAUCUGUUUUUGUUGUUAUAAAUGGCGUAUAUCUUUGUUUUUAUUGUUCCAUUUUC
Molecule: messenger RNA, 3636 nt
Organism: Hibiscus syriacus
Lineage: Eukaryota; Viridiplantae; Streptophyta; Magnoliopsida; Malvales; Malvaceae
Product: SWI/SNF complex subunit SWI3D-like
Exons: 7
Coding region: 76-3042 (988 amino acids)
Molecular function (GO): zinc ion binding; protein binding
Source: RefSeq, a predicted model, not a curated record